CCACGACGUGUACCUUGCGCUGCUUAUAAAGGCUAAAAACGUCCAUACGUGAUGCGGUGAUAGCAGUGAUGUGGUGCGCUUCGUCAUACCCUCAUCGCGAACGAGAAAUAAGUCUGGCACAACGGCUCCUUGGACCUUUUCGAUCGCAGCAGGUAGCGUAAAACGUUGAAGCAACCCCCCCUCCCCUGCGCCUUCAAUUCUUGUGCGCGCGCUUCUUACUGAGAAGAGGAAGAUGAGCUUCGUGUUGCUCGUAAUUGCUGUGCGACAAUUAUUCAUGCACUCUCUCAACGUUGGCAGUAUUGUAUUUUAAUAUUGCUCGUAAACCGUACUCGUUUUUGAAGGAAGCCCACUAGCUCAAUUGACAAUUUUGUUAACUGGAUUUUGAAGGCACACUACAGCCAACGCCGGCCUUCUUCAGUGACGUCGAAGACGAAAAAGAAAGGGGGGCCACCGAAAUUUUGCCACGCCGCCAGCUUUGAAAAAGAAGACCAGAAGGAAGAUCUCGUCUCAUCCAUCCUCAGAGAAGGCGAGAUGCAGCUUGCUCUUCUGCUACUGUUGUUGCCGCUGGUACUGGGGUCCGAGCCAUUCUACGGGCACAGAUCGUUGCUCAGACACGUCGUAGUCAUCCUUCGCCACACCGACCGCGCGCCUCUCGUGACCUUCCCGGGCGACCCGAACAAGUCCCACCGCUGGCCCUUGGGCUUCGGACGCCUGACUUCGAGAGGCCGCGCCAAUGCCAGCGCCCUGGGCAGGUGGCUGCGUUCUCGCUACGCCGAGUUCCUCAGCGACGACCCCCGCGAGGUGUACGCUCGCAGCAGCCCCGUUCCGAGGUGCUACGAGACCGCCGCGCUGGUGCUGUACGGCCUCUACCCGGCCAACAGGGAGCAGAAGGAGUGGCAGCCCGACCAACCGUGGCAGCCCGUCCCCAUCACGCGAGUUCCCCACGGCGCCGACAAGUACUCGACCGUAUGCAUGCCGCGAGUUCGGGCGGCCUUGCGGUCGGUCGUCGCUCUUCCCGAACCUGCCUACCUGGUCGACAACGCGACGUCGAGCAAGCCCUUAUUCGGAACGCUCGGCGCGGUCGAGGGGUUCGUCGCCCGGAUGACCAAUCUCAGCCACAAGGAGUCGUCCUCUCGCCGCGUCAUCACCGUCAACAAGAUUGUGGACUCGAUGUCUGUGGCGAAGGAGUACGGGUUGCCCGUGCCCACAUGGGCGUCCAGGUAUUGGCGCCAUCUGCAGUGGACCGCAGAGACGUCGCUGGAAGCGCUGUCGCGCUCUCAGAUGGACCACAUGGGGGGAGCCCUGCUCCGCGAUUCCUUGGCCAAGGUCGCAGCCACCGGCGAAACGCCGUCAUCGACCUCCCUCUUACGCUGUGACCCCGACGCGUGUGACGAGCCCAAGAUGACGCUGGCAGCCUACCACGACGUCAACGUCGCGGGUAUCUUGCUUGGCUUGAACGGAACACUCGGAAAUAGGCCUCCAUACGGUGCGACGAUACUUGUAGAGGUGUUCACCUUAACUUCGACGGUGAUGCCCGACCUAUACGUGCAAGUUCUCUAUAAGGCCGGCCAUACUGUUUCCACCUUAGCCUUGCAAGGGUGCGACGAGCCUUGUUCACUACAGAGCUUCCGUGAAUUAUUGGAGCGCAAAUUUAAACCAGUGUCGAGAACUGAGUGUGGAUGGAGUGAUCACCAACCUCUCCUGUGAAAAAAUAUUCCCUUCAUAGUGUGCAGCGCUGAUAGAAAUAAACAGCAGCUACACGAAAGAUGUAAAGAAAGUGUGUGUUAUGCUUAGCCACAUCUAAAGUGCAGGCGUCUGUUUUUAUUAUUCUUAAACGAGGUCUUAUUCAGCGUUGUGUAUUCUAUAACAUUCUUAUUGAAAUUUGAAUGCAAAUAUUAAAUAUCCUUUGAUUACGGG
Molecule: messenger RNA, 1917 nt
Organism: Dermacentor silvarum
Lineage: Eukaryota; Metazoa; Arthropoda; Arachnida; Ixodida; Ixodidae
Product: testicular acid phosphatase homolog
Exons: 1
Coding region: 532-1707 (391 amino acids)
Biological process (GO): dephosphorylation
Molecular function (GO): phosphatase activity
Source: RefSeq, a predicted model, not a curated record